Molecule: messenger RNA, 5266 nt
Organism: Manduca sexta (tobacco hornworm)
Lineage: Eukaryota; Metazoa; Arthropoda; Insecta; Lepidoptera; Sphingidae
Product: protein phosphatase methylesterase 1
Exons: 10
Coding region: 150-1343 (397 amino acids)
Biological process (GO): protein demethylation
Molecular function (GO): protein methylesterase activity
Source: RefSeq, a predicted model, not a curated record
CUCUAUUGUAUACGGCAUCAUCUGUCACCUCUGUCAGUAUUUGUCUGAUAAAAUGUCGGCAAAAUAAAGGUCACUUUCGAGUUUUGUGUUAUUGUAAACGAAAACUGUUGUCGCAUUUUAGUUUUCUAUACUAAGAUAUUGUUUAAAAAAUGUCUGCGUUGCAAAAAAGUAUUAUGAAGAACAAAUUGCCGCCAAGAUGUCCUAGGACCUCUGGGGUGUCAAAGUUAGCGCCCUUUGGAGCUGGUCGCCGCAAGGACUACAGCCCAGUGUCAUGGAAGCAAUAUUUCGAGAAAUAUUUGGAUGUGGAGACUGAGGGUGGUAUAUUUAGGGUAUAUUUAUCUCCAGAACCUGACCAUCCAGAAAGGCCAAGGAUCAUCACAUUGCACGGUGGAGGAUAUUCCGGGCUGAGCUGGGCUUUGUUUUCAGAAGAAAUUACAAACAUGAUCCACUGUCAAGUGAUAUCCAUGGACAUAAGAGGUCACGGGGAGACUAAAGCUCAUAAUUGCGAUGAUCUCAGUGCUGAAACUUUGGUGAAAGAUGUAGAAGAGGUCCUACACAAGCUGUUUGGCGCGAUCCUCCCGCCGCUGAUACUGGUCGGACACUCCAUGGGAGGAGCGAUAGCUGUGAGGACUGCGCACUUGCCCUCUUUGGAGCAGAGCAUUCAAGGCAUCGCUGUUAUUGAUGUUGUAGAAGGCACAGCAAUGGAUGCUUUGGCCAGCAUGCAGAGUUUCCUCAGAGGUAGACCAACGCACUUCAAGAGCAUAGAACACGCCAUAGAGUGGUGUGUCAGGAGUGGUCAAGUGCGAAAUGUGGAUUCGGCAAAAGUAUCAAUGCCUAGUCAAAUAGUUAAUGUAGAAACAGGCCGUCUCGCCACCCAUGAGGUGGAGUCGUACACCGGCUUGGAGGCGGACGAGUUGUCCGGCCCGACCGAACACGGGACUCGACCCGACGCUAUCGCAGAGGACGCCGAGCUCACUUUCACCGAGCCCAUGCCGGUCGGAGACUCCGCUACCAUGAAAUAUAAAUGGCGCAUAGACUUGUCGAAGACAGAGCGCCACUGGUCCGGCUGGUUCAAGGGCCUUUCCGCUGCGUUCUUGAGUGUGAGGGCGCCGAGGUUACUCCUCUUAGCCUCUAUAGACGGACUGGACAGAGAACUCACCGUGGGACAGAUGCAAGGUAAAUUUCAAAUGCAAGUGUUGACCAGGUGUGGACACGCCGUGCACGAAGACACGCCGGGAGAGGUGGCCCGCGUGGUAGCAUCGUUCGCUCUCCGACAUCGGCUCACAUCGGUCACAGAGAACGGAGAACACAUGAGUCUCUCCUCAGGCCCUCCGGGAUGCUGAACCUUCACCCUUUGACUACCCUCACACAUGUUUUCAUUGCACUCGCCUGUCUUAGAGAUUGGCUGACGGUAACUGUAUAGCAGGACUCUAAACUAUUAAAGGCGUCUUUUACGUAUCUAAAUGAUUGUAUAUAGGGCGAUCAAAUACAAAACUAGACUGGUAAAGAAAUAACUGCAUGCGUUCAGUUAUACCUCUUAUAUGUUGACUGUCGGAUAUAAUAUAUUUGAACCUUUCGAAAUAGGCCUAAAAAGAAUUUUAUAGGUUCCCCAAAAGCCUCACUAAGAAUCUGUGCUGCUGUAUUUGAAAAAUAUAUGUUAAAUUGAUCGUCAUAAGUUUUAAAGUCGGUUAAGGGAUUGGAUAGAGCGACUCGAGAUGUAAAAUUGUAUUUAUAUUUGUACUAAUAGAGUGCAACUCAUUUGCUUUUUGAAUUGAGUGUUCUUUUUGAAGUCGGUUAGAAGGUAUUUCACAGAAUGUCUCGGGAUGAUAUAUAUGAGGUUGUACUAGGUACCACUAAAAUAAUAAUCGUACUGUACUAAUAGAAUAAAGCUCGCUCAGUUUCUUACUGCAGUAUCGCUAGUGAUUAGACCCAUAAGGGUUGCCAUCGGUUUUCUCCGUGGUAUAUUGGGGCUUAUUAUUGUUGUUUUAAGGUGUCUAUUUGACUAUACUAAGUCUUAAAUGACUAUCGACUAUCGAUCAAUCUCAGCCCUUUAAUUCUGGGACCAACAUAUAUCGAUAUAUUAGGAUUCUCAUCGUAUAAAAAGAUCUUAUAAAUAAUUAUGCCUUUUAAAUUCAAAUACUCGAUACAAAAUCGAUAGCUCAAAUCGAUAUUCGGUAUACCAGUUACGGUCAGCCUUAUCAUUAAGCAAUAAAAAUCGAUAUCUACUUCCAAAACUCAACUUACUUUUAAUAUUAUCGAUAAGUUCUUCAUAAGUAUACUUUGCAUAUUACGUUUUAAUAUAACUAUACAUUUUGUGUAUUUUGCACAUUCAAUAUUUAAGCAAAAACUUACUAUGAAGUUAUUUGGAAACAUUUGUUGCGCAUCAUGUUCACGCAUUAUCGACAUGAUUCGCAAUGUUGAGGCACAUGUUGCGAAACAAAUAUUGCCAAGUGGAUACAAGAUCCCACGCAGGGAAAACUGCAGUGUGUUGUAAAUAAGCUAUUUACUAACUUUUAAAGUUAAGAAAGUCGUAAAUUACUUUGUGGCAAACAGGACUUAUUUGCGUUUAGUAAUAUUCAUACACGUUUUAACCCAAGUGAUUCAAGCUCAAUUGUAACAAAUUCUAUAAAUAUCGAUUAGAAAGAAUCGAAUUGAUAAUCGAUUCGUAUAUUUACAUCUCGAUAUUGAACUCUAUGUGUUGUGUACUAUGUAUAUUCGGUGUUUAUUAUAGCAAAGCAUUAUUUGAUGUGGAUAGAUGCACUGAUCCUCAAUUUUCAAAGGCCUAGAUCCAGUACACAUGAAUGUGAUAUUAAUAAUACAACUGCCCCAAAAUAACUGAUACCCGACGCUGUAAUAUAGCCCUUAUUGUUUGCGUAUCAAGUAUUACUAUACUUAAUAUAUAAUUCGUUUUACUUACCAAUAUAGCAUGAUUACAAGAUAUUAAUAAGUUGGUAUACUUUAUGUUCGAAUGCCUCAGUCGCGUAGUUAUAAUGCGUACGCGGUAUGAGUACGACCAUCACACUGAGGUAAGGGGUUCGAAUUCUGCGUUGGGCCAAAAAUAAUGUGACUGGUUUUUAUAUUUUAUAAAUUAGUCAGUCGCAGUUCGGAGUCAGAGUUCGGAGAGAGUUGGCGGUGUAAUACCCUUGUGUCGCACCUGAUCUCUUUCCGGUCAUGGAUUACCGUCUCAACGGACUAUGAGAGUGAAAGAACAGAGGGUGCAUCUGUGCAUUGCGCACAUACUUGUGCACUAUAAUAUCUCCUGCGUAUAUCGCUGAUCUCUGUUUAAUUUUUUUUUUGAUUCAUACUUUUUUCACAAUGAGAUAUAAGAUGAUAAGUCUCAUAUUGGCUGUAAUGUAUUUCAAACGAACUCAGCAGUGCUUUCACAAUUUUUGACACAAAAAUAGACAAUGCACCUAAAAAGUGCUAGUACAUUAGGUUCGCUCAGUCAUGACCGGUUUGAAGUUUGUCACGAGUGAUAAAGCCUAGAUAAAGUUAUUAUUGAGGCUAGCUCAUGUAUGGUCCGGCUGUCAAAAAAUUAUUAACAAAAAUAGACCUUAUAUCAUGCUCAUUAAAGUCGUCUUCGUCGUCGCCUGCAAGCUCGACAGUUAGUGAAGUGAUGUGCUAGUAGGUCGCGACAGAUACAGAGACUGGGUGUUGCGACUAACUUCAGACCAUUCUUAUUCUUCUUUAGUAUAAAGUUAACAAUUGCUUGCAAUGUAAGAGUUAAUGUAAUACGAAUUAUGCAUACAAGGUCCCAUUUCUACUAUGUAAUAUACUGCCCUCUAGUAUUUUGUUAUACGUAAAUACACUAAACAAUUGUUUUUAUUAUAACGAAUAAUUGAUUUCUAGAAUAGUUUUGGAAUUUAUAUUUAUAACCAAACGUGGCGACUUAAACAUUGGUAAUGUUUGAGUGUUAUUUGUGAAUAAAAUAUGGUAGGUCAGUCAAAAGUAUGGGUCAGCCCGCUAUGUUUUUGCUUUGAAAAAAUUUAAGUGGAUUGUCGAUUAAAAAUGUGUAUUUAAGUUUUUUUGCUUUGUUCGCUUAGUUAUAGUUUUUUAAUACAAGUUUUAAUGUCCUUAAAGCAAAUAUUGAAAUACGUAUUACCAGAUCGGCUUGAAGGGCUAUCAAACUUGCUUUAGAAAAUAAAUUUAUUUUUAAUUACAAUUUUCGAGAAAUAAUUUUGUCAAUAAUUUUUAUCAGUAUCGUAGAACUUUUGUAUGAUCUCUUUGUCUUCCUUCAAUGAAUUUAUUGUUUUGUUUGGUCUAUAUAUCUAAAGAAUUACGCUUAGCUAGCGCCAGUUACUAACAUUGUGAGCUGUAAACAAAUAACCAAAAGAUGCCACAUAGCAAAGAUAAUAUAUUUAAAAAAAAUUACCAUAACAAAGUUAGCCCCACUGACAAACAGUUUCUGAUUGGUCCGCUAAAUAGAUACGUAAUGUGAUUGGUUAAGAAUAAGCGUUCCCGAAUUAAGACAGCCAAUGAGGGCGCUCGAUUUUAAUAAUUUUUCUAUUGACACUCACUAAAUAAGACUAGUAUAUAAAAGUUAGAUGUGGCAUUUUGUAUAUUUAUUUGUCUAUGGCAUAAAGUGAUAUUUCUCUAUGGAAAGAGGCUAAUCAUACUAAAUCUAUCUCGUAUUCUGGUCUCUGAUGUUUAGUUACCCUCCCUAACGCCUACUUUCGAACUUUUAAAACUAAAGCUGUCUCGCUGCUGGCAACUAUCUUUAGAUGGUCAAAAAGUAUAAUAUGCUUUGUUUAAACAAUUUUAUGUAAUAUUUAUAUUCGCCUAAGAAUAACUCAAUUAGCAGACGCUUUCAGAGUUGCGAAUUUUAUUUAAAAAGUAUAUAUGAUCACUAGCGCCAUCUAUGUUGCAAAUUCGAUUUUGGAACUUGUUAUAGCCGUUAAGAUACAAUUUAGAUACAAUCCACAUUUAUUCAAUUAUAAAUGAUAUCAGUACAAAUAAGUAUAAAAUUAACUUACAGCAAACAUUAACAAAGUUAUUUGCAAAAUACAUACUUAUGUAUUUGUAAUUCUAAGGUUGCCAUAAAUUAAUUUUCUAUUAUAAGGUCCAAAUCGAUUUGCAUACAGUCGCUAGUAGCUUUCAUACCAGUGCUAAGGUCACAAAAUAACAGCUUAUGAUUUGCAUGCAGUAACAUUUGUCCGUCCUUCUGAAAUUAGUUUAUUGUUAAUUUAUUUGCAAUAAUUUGCAACGAUGUUUUCUUUGUAUGGAAGUACAAAAUGUUUAGUGUUAAAUAAAAUCUAUUUAUGGCAAA